AUGCAGUUACUAGAAAAUAAAGAACCAAGAAAUGACACUAAUAUAACUGAAUUUAUUCUGCUGGGAUUUGGGAGUCACCAGGUCCUUCAGAUUCUUCUUUUCCUGCUGUUCCUCCUUAUCUACAUUGCGACUUUGACUGGGAACAUCCUCAUUGUCCUGCUAGUUGCAACUGACAAACACCUUCACACCCCCAUGUACUUCUUCCUUGGCAACCUCUCCUUCUUGGAGACUUGCAGCAGCACAAAUAUCUUGCCCAGAAUGUUGUCUAGUUUCCUUACAGGAAAGAAGACCAUUUCAGUCAGUGAGUGCUUUCUGCAACAUUAUUUCUUUGGUUUUUUUGGAGCUGCAGAAUGCUGCCUCUUAUCUGCAAUGUCCUAUGAUCGGUACUUAGCUAUAUGCAAACCGUUGCAUUAUGUCAACAUGAUGAAUGACAAGUUGUGUCUCCAGCUGAUAGCUGGCUCUUGGUUUAAUGGUUUCCUGGCAAAUACUCUGUCAUUAACCUUUGUGCUGAAGCUAGUUUUUUGUGGACCCCACAAAAUCGACCAUUUCUUUUGUGAUACCUUUCCAAUCAUAGAACUAUCGUGUAGUGACACUCACAUAUUUAAACUGUAUAUGUAUAUAUUAUGCUCUAUAUUUACCUUCCCCCCAUUUAUAUUGACCCUAACAUCAUAUAUUUUCAUCAUUGAAGCAAUAAUGAAAAUCCCUUCCACUGAAGGGAAGCAAAAGGCAUUUUCCACCUGUUCAUCCCAUCUCUUUGUUGUCACCCUUUUCUAUGGCACACUGAUGAGUGUCUAUGUGGUUCCCAACACCAAUAGAAUGAAGGGCCUUCAAAAAUUCUUCUCUGUCUUCUACACCAUUUUGACCCCCAUGCUCAACCCCAUCAUAUAUAGUCUGAGAAAUAAAGAGGUGAAGAAUGCCUUGAGUAGAUUUUUAUCAUGUCUGUUGGUUCCACCUCAAAAGCCGAAUCAUAUAUAG
Molecule: messenger RNA, 975 nt
Organism: Euleptes europaea (tarantolino)
Lineage: Eukaryota; Metazoa; Chordata; Lepidosauria; Squamata; Sphaerodactylidae
Product: olfactory receptor 10A4-like
Exons: 1
Coding region: 1-975 (324 amino acids)
Biological process (GO): G protein-coupled receptor signaling pathway
Cellular component (GO): membrane
Molecular function (GO): G protein-coupled receptor activity; olfactory receptor activity
Source: RefSeq, a predicted model, not a curated record